Gadus chalcogrammus (walleye pollock) is the source of this 4370-nucleotide messenger RNA. Its product is annotated as MAM domain-containing glycosylphosphatidylinositol anchor protein 2-like. Bases 250 to 3750 code for a protein of 1166 amino acids. Gene Ontology annotation, biological process: cell-cell adhesion. NCBI's taxonomy places the organism in Eukaryota, Metazoa, Chordata, Actinopteri, Gadiformes, Gadidae. The transcript is spliced from 23 exons. The record is from RefSeq and is a predicted model, not a curated record. Gene Ontology annotation, molecular function: cell adhesion molecule binding. Gene Ontology annotation, cellular component: membrane; cell-cell junction.
UCUAACCCACUUGCGGUAGAAACUCCGUCCGCGCCGAUCCGUUUCAUGACAGGCGGGAGACAUUGGCCAGAACGAGAGAGAUCAUCGUUCCCCUUUGGAAGAACACAGUGAACCCUGAAGACCCGAGUACUGGAGCGGUAUCUAUGCAAGCGAGUGGCUCUCUAUCUCGGCUGCAGCAGCAUCUCACGGAUCGGAGAGGACUUCUUGCCAUUGAAGAAGCACUGGAUAUGUUGAGGUUAACGUAACAAGAUGGAUCUUAUAACGUGUGUUCUGGGUCUGCUGGCGCUGCUGGCGGACGGCAUCCGUUGCCAAGGAGUCUACGCACCCCCAAGCGUGCGCAUCGUACACUCAGGUCAUGCUUGUAACGUGGAAGAGGAGCGGCACACAGAGAGGGUCUACACCAUCCGCGAGGGGGAAACUCUGGAGCUCACCUGCCUGGUCACGGGCCACCCCCGGCCUCAGAUCCGCUGGACCAAGACGGCGGGCAGCGUGUCAGACCGCUUCCAGGACUCCAGCGUGUUCAACGAGACGCUGCACAUCGCAAAGAUCCUGAGGACCCAGGGCGGGCGCUACUACUGCAAGGCCGAGAACGGCCUGGGCUCCCCCGCCAUUAAGUCCAUCCGGGUGGACGUCUACUACCUGGACGACCCGGUGGUGACGGUGCACCAGAGCAUCGGCGAGGCCAAGGAGCAGUUCUACUACGAGCGGACGGUGUUCCUGCGCUGCGUGGCCAACUCCAACCCGCCGGUGCGUUACAGCUGGCACCGCGGCAGGGAGGUGCUGUCGCAGGGCUCGGACAAGGGCGUGGAGAUCUACGAGCCCUUCUUCACACAGGGGGAGACAAAGAUCCUGAAGCUGAAGAACCUGCGGCCCCAGGACUACGCCAACUACAGCUGCAUCGCCUCCGUCCGCAAUGUCUGCGGCAUCCCCGACCGCAGCGUCAUCUUCAGGCUCACCAACAAGACCGCCUCGCCGACCAUCAAGCUGCUGGUGGAGGACCCCAUCGUGGUGAACCCGGGCCAGACGGUGUCCCUGGUGUGCAUCACCACGGGCGGGGAGCCGUCGCCGCUGCUGAACUGGGCCAGCAGCAACGACAGCCUGCCCCCCCGGAGCCUGGUGAAAGGCGGGACCCUCACGCUGCCCGCCAUCACCUCGGACGAGGCGGGGGUCUACAGCUGCGUGGCCAGCAACAACGUGGGCAACCCGGCCAAGAAGUCCACCACCAUCGUGGUCCGAGGCCGGGGGCUGGAGGUGUGCGGCCCGGAGGCUGGGCCACUCACCCCCUGCCCCGGGCGGGCAGACGGGGCUCAGCCCGGCUCUGAUGGGGGCGCUGAGAGCUGCCAGACACACACCGCAGAGAUCCCAGUGGUGCUCAUGCCUGGACACACACACGCUCACGACCACGUCGGCACAGGCAAGGUGGAGUUACCCUUUAUCUCCGGCGGCGAGGCUAUUAAUGCAGAGUGUGGCGAGUCACAUUACAAACCCCUAACAACUCUGGCAAGGCAAGCAAGCCUCGACACUACGCUUUUUCUCCUGCGGGCCCGGGGAGUUAAGCUCCACAAUCAGCCGAGCAAGACGUCGAGAGACCUGGACGACCCGGUGGUGACGGUGCACCAGAGCAUCGGCGAGGCCAAGGAGCAGUUCUACUACGAGCGGACGGUGUUCCUGCGCUGCGUGGCCAACUCCAACCCGCCGGUGCGUUACAGCUGGCACCGCGGCAGGGAGGUGCUGUCGCAGGGCUCGGACAAGGGCGUGGAGAUCUACGAGCCCUUCUUCACACAGGGGGAGACAAAGAUCCUGAAGCUGAAGAACCUGCGGCCCCAGGACUACGCCAACUACAGCUGCAUCGCCUCCGUCCGCAACGUCUGCGGCAUCCCCGACCGCAGCGUCAUCUUCAGGCUCACCAACAAGACCGCCUCGCCGACCAUCAAGCUGCUGGUGGAGGACCCCAUCGUGGUGAACCCGGGCCAGACGGUGUCCCUGGUGUGCAUCACCACGGGCGGGGAGCCGUCGCCGCUGCUGAACUGGGCCAGCAGCAACGACAGCCUGCCCCCCCGGAGCCUGGUGAAAGGCGGGACCCUCACGCUGCCCGCCAUCACCUCGGACGAGGCGGGGGUCUACAGCUGCGUGGCCAGCAACAACGUGGGCAACCCGGCCAAGAAGUCCACCACCAUCGUGGUCCGAGCGUUGAAGAAAGGGCGUUUCUGGAUCACGCCCGACCCCUACCACAACGAUGACAACAUCCAGAUCGGACGCGAGGUCAAGAUAUCGUGUCAGGUGGAGGCCACGCCCCCGGAGGAGCUGAUGUUCAGCUGGCUGAAGAACGGCCGCGCCCUGCGCAGCUCGGAGCGCAUGGUCAUCACGCAGACGGACCCCGACAUCUCCCCCGGGACCACCAACCUGGACAUCAUCGACCUCAAGUUCACCGACUUCGGCACCUACACCUGCAUGGCGGCGCUGCGGGGCGGCGGCAUCCCCGAGAUCAGCAUCGACGUCAACAUCUCCUCCACUACUGUUCCCCCCAACCUGACCGUGCCGCGGGGCAAGUCCCCGCUGGUGGCUCGGGAGGGGGACACGGUGGAGCUGGAGUGCCUUGUUUCAGGGAAGCCAAAGCCCAUCAUACUGUGGUCGCGGGCCGACAAGGAGGCGCCCAUGCCCGACGGCGGCAUGCAGACGGAGAGCUACGACGGCGUGCUGCGCGUGGUGAACGUGUCGCGCGAGAUGACGGGCUCGUACCGCUGCCAGACCAGCCAGUUCAACGGCUUCAACGUCAAGGCCCGCGAGGCCCUGGUGGAGCUCAUCGUCCAGUUGCGACCCCCCCCCCACAGAAACAACCCCAACACUCCACCUCUCCGUGAGGCAUUAAGCGCGUGCUCUCCUCCCUAUGCACCGGCUUCGUGUGGCCCUCCGACGGGCCUCCAGCGCUGGUGGGAGCAGGAGAUCCCCGUGGAGGGGGCCAUCACCAAGGGGGAGCUCAUCACCCACAACCUGACGGAGCUCAUCAAGCCCGAGUCCUACGAGGUGCGUCUGACCCCCAUCACCCACUACGCCGAGGGGGACUCCACCACGCGCAUCAUCACCUACAGCGCGCCCAUCAACCCUCAUCUGAGAGAGUUCCACUGCAGCUUCGAGGAGGAGCCCAUCUGCAUGUUCACGCAGGACAAGAACGACGACUUUGACUGGACGCGGCACAGCGCCGCAACACGAGACACCAAGUACACGCCCAACACGGGCCCCAGCGGGGACCGCAGCGGCUCCAAGCAAGGUUUCUACAUGUACAUCGAGACGUCGCGGCCACGAAAGGAAGGGGACCAGGCGAGGCUCAUCAGUCCCUUCUUCAACGUGGCGCCAAAGACCCCCUACGGCAUCACCAACCCCCCGGCCUACUGCCUGGGUUUCUUCUACCACAUGUACGGCAAACACAUCGGUACGCUGAACGCCUUCCUGAAGCAGAAGGGACAGACCACCACCGAGGGUGCGGCAUGGUCCCUCACCGGUAACCAAGGCGACCGAUGGAAGCAGGCCAAAGUCAGCAUCCACCCGUCCUCAUCCUUCCAGGUGGUGAUAGAGGGAGUCCGUGGGCCAGGUAUCGAGGGAGACAUCGCCAUCGACGAUGUUACCCUGGAGGAGGGCGAGUGUCGAGACCCACCGCCCAAUCUGAGAUCUUCGGCUCCGCCCGCCGUCAUCGCCCAUAUAUGGCUGCUGUUCGCCGCCCUGGCGAUGACCCUCCUGGGAGGUCAGAGGUGACCUCUCCCCCACACAGGCCCUCCAACCCUGUCGCCUCGGGGGCGAACCGUCCCACCCCGACGUCUGUGAGCUGGUCCCCUCGGCAUCACAUCACCAAAGAACCAUGCAUCCCGGACCCUGCGACCGGACAAGGAGGGAAGAUCUUAAAAAAAACUCAACUAAAAACGUAUCGAGAGAAAAGCCGAAAAAAAACUAGUUCCCGAACACACAAGAAGUAAUAAGGGAGAGUUGUGAUGCUUUUUUUUUCUCGUUUUUCUAAAAAAAAAAGACUACUUUUUUAAAUGGAGGGCGCAGGACUCUGGAACUCCUUCGCAAAGCACAGAGACAGGGGGAGGGGGGUACGUUGGAUCCCACCCUGGACUUUGGUGCACACGGAUGAAAAGAGGGAGCUUGCAAACAGAACCCUUUGUAAAGCACAAGAACCAUCUCACCGCUGGACCGAGAAAAAAGACAUGAACUUGUUUCAAAGGUCCAAGGGGAUUUUUGUUGUAUUUUCCGCAGAGGAGGAGGAGGAGGAGGAGCAGGAGGAGGAGGUUAAACACCUGAAUCCCCUGCUUUGUAUUCACAUGGAUUCAGACCUUCCUCUCUGUAUGCGCCCACCAUCAUCGACUUCAGCAUCA